This is a messenger RNA of Setaria italica (foxtail millet), 5209 nucleotides long. Its product is annotated as calmodulin-binding receptor-like cytoplasmic kinase 3. Lineage: Eukaryota; Viridiplantae; Streptophyta; Magnoliopsida; Poales; Poaceae. Gene Ontology annotation, cellular component: plasma membrane. The record is from RefSeq and is a predicted model, not a curated record. Bases 82 to 5061 code for a protein of 1659 amino acids. The transcript has 9 exons. Gene Ontology annotation, biological process: defense response to fungus; protein phosphorylation. Gene Ontology annotation, molecular function: protein kinase activity; protein binding; ADP binding.
CACUAUCUCCGUCCGGAUUCCGGAGUAGUCAGAGAGCCGCCUACUACUGGUCAGUCUUCUCGCUCCUCCACCGAAAUCACCAUGCCGCACGCCCACGCCGCCGCCGUCGUAGAUCGGCUGCUACGCCGGCUCGCCUCCGACGCUCGCCGACUAGAGCUGCCGCCCCACAUAGACGAUGACCUGGAGCAUGUGGGCCGAACUCUGUCGAGGUUGCAAGAUGUGCUGGUUAGCCUGGAGGCCCGUUCCGGGGCGCAGGAGUGGAUGGGAGAAAUCAAGCAGGUCGCGUACGAUGUGGAGGAUCUGCUGGAUGAAUUUGAAGUUGAAGACCACAGUAGCAUCAAAUCUCAGACGAGCGGCUGCAUUUCUGAGGCAGCACCAUUGUGUCGUGCAUGUUCAUUUCUCCUGCUUAGUCCUAGCACAAAUAGAAUGAAAACUAUCAGAAGAAGGUUGGACUUUUCAGAAAAAGAUUCCAUCAUUUUCAGUUCGAUGCAGUACUCUUGUCCUGAUGUUGAGAAAUUUGAUAAUGGAGUAUUUGAUACAUCUGCGAUCGUUGGAAGAGAUAACGACAAAGCAAAGAUAAAGGACAUGCUCUUGCAGAGUAAUGAAGAAAAAUUGUCAGUCAUUCCUAUUGUUGGCCUGGUGGGGUUGGGGAAAACAACUCUUGCUAGAUUAAUUUUCCUUGAUCAGGAAGAAGGAUUGAAUUUUGAUUGUCGUAUAUGGAUAUUCUUAAAUAGAAAACUAGACCUAAUAAAGGUUGCUAGUGAUAUAAUCUCGCAAUGUAAUCAUAAAGAAGGAAACCUCUUAGAUGUUCAUACAGAUAUCGAGAUCCAGGGAAACUUGCAGUUGCUUAAGAAUUCUCUUCAAGAGGCACUUCGUGAAAAGCGAUGUCUAAUUGUCUUGGAUGACCUUUCUAGCACAGAUAAAAGCCAGUUGGAUGAAUUGAAGGAAAUGCUGAAGGGUACAAAUGAGUGCGUCAAGGUUUUAGUGACCACCUCAAGUGAAAUAACUGCAGAACUAGUGCACACCAUCCCACCAUACAAGUUGCGUCCUUUAUCUGAAGAUGACAGCUGGACAAUAUUUUCUCAAAAGGCUUUUGGGAAUUCGAACAGUAAUAAUGCACACCUUUUGGAAGUCGGGAAGGAAAUAAUGAAAAGGUGUGAGGGAGUACCACUAUUAACACAUUUUCUUAGUUCAAUUGUACAUAAUCAAGACACGGAUAUGUGGUUAGCUGCAAAGGAUGAAGAAAUAUGGAAAUUAGAAAGAAGACUUGCCACUAAAGUAGAAUUGUUUUCACCAUUAUAUCGCAUAUACUAUGAAUUCCCCUCAAUAACUAAAUUGUGCUUUCUAUAUUUAUCGAUAUUUCCUAAGGGAUCUGCUAUAGAUAAGGAAAAGCUUAUCCGACAGUGGAUUGCUCUUGAGAUUAUUGGAUCAAAACAUGACUCCUUUCCUCCUUAUGUGCAUGGGGAGAUGUGCAUUCAAGACCUUUUGUCAACGCAUUUUCUCCAAGUUCAAAAUAUGCACUCAGUUGAUGGCAUGGACAAUGGAAUAAUUCCUGCAUCACUCUACAUUCAUAACUUUGUCCAUGAAUUUGCAAGACAUGUUGCUUGUGAUGAUAUUAUAGUUUUGGAUGGUAGUGAAAUGCAAAAGGUCAGUGGAAAAGGGCAAACCUUCCAAUAUGCACUGUUGACAUGUUACAGAGGGCAAUCAACACUUUCCCAUUCACUGCUGACCAGGACAAGGGCACUACAUCUUAGGAACUCAGAGUCUAUAACGAUUCCUAGUGAAGCAUUUGAAUUACUUAAGCACUUGCGUGUUUUAAAUCUUAGUGGAUGUUGCAUUGGAGAAUUACCAGCCUCUGUCAGUCAUUUAAAGCAUCUAAAAUAUCUUGAUGUCUCUGGUAUGCAGAUUCAAACAUUGCCUUCCUCAAUGAGUAGGCUGACAAACCUUGAGUUACUGGAUCUAUCAAAAACUUUUCUCAAGGAAUUACCCUCUUUCAUUGGUAAUUUCCAAAAUCUAAAAUAUUUAAACAUGCAUGGCUGUGACAAACUUCAAAAUCUGCCUUCAUCCCUUGGUCAUCUACAAAGACUGCAGCAUCUUCGGUUGUCAUGCUGCAAUGUUAUUGCUGAGCUACCUGACUCCAUGUGCAAUCUUCAUGAUCUUCGAAUUUUGGAUAUAUCUAAAUGCACUGAGCUGCAACACUUACCUCCUUUAUUUGGUAACUUAGUCAACUUGGAGGAUGUAAGACUAUCUAGUUGCUUCAACCUUAAGCAGUUACCAGAAUCAUUUGGUAAUCUUUAUUUUCUUAGGUUCCUGGAUCUAUCAAGCUGCUAUGAACUUCAGCAGUUGCCUGACUCUUUUACUAACCUGGACAAGUUGGAAGUUCUUUUACUCCGGAGAUGUUGCAGACUUCAAAAUCUCCCUCCCUCAUUUGCAUCAAUUAAGUACCUCAGAAUUUUGGAUCUGGCUGGCUGUGAAGCACUUCAUGUAAGCACUGAGAUGUUAACAACCAAUCUGGAACAUCUGAACCUACAACGGUGUCUAAGUCUGCAGAUUCAGCCAUACUACUUUGAAAACUUCAAUAAGUUGAAGUUUCUGAAUCUCUCCCAGUGCCUCCCUACCAGUGAUUGCCUAAAAACUGUCAGUUAUUUGUUCAACUUAGAAUAUCUAAAGCUAUCUGAAAAUUUCCUUGACAUACCUAUUUCUUUCUUAAUGCUUCAGAAGCUGCACACAUUGGACCUCACUGAUUGUGCUCCAAUACAUCAAUCCUCUAAUGUACAUCAAAUAUGGCCAGAUAUAAUAGGAAAAAUUACAGGGCUCAGAUUUGUGUUGACAAAAGAUCCAGUGUUAGUGGCCUCUCUUCCGGAACCUAUACGGUGCUCCGUUGGCUAUGAUGAACAGUCACCCAUAAAUACUGAUGAGCUUGUUAUUUCAGACACCACAGGGGAUUCCAGAGGCCUUAGUAUCGCUAAGAUGCUGAACCUGCAGAAUAGAUUGGAGCUUCGUUUCCUUAAGCUGGAGUGGGUCCUUACUUCUCAGUCAGCUGCAGAUGAAUUAAUUGAAUAUGUAAAUGAAGAGGAAGUGCUGGAAAAACUCCAACCAAACCAGACAUUAGAGCAAUUUGAGCUAGUUAGAUAUAUGGGUUGUGCAUUUCCUACAUGGAUGAUGAACACACCGAUGACUUCACUCCCAUACCUUGUCAAUCUUCGUUUGUUCCACCUACAUAACUGCAUUGCUCUGCCUCCACUUGGCUGUCUAAAAAAUUUGCGCUACUUGCAUAUUAAAGAUAUGCCCAACCUCUUAUAUCUAGAGAUGGGUCUUUCUGGGGGGCCAGAAUUCUUCGGGAAAUUAACUCACCUGAAAUUGGAAACACUGAAUUUAAAAGAGCUGCCUAUACUGUUGUCUGCCAGCAAGGAGAAUCCCUGUUUCAUGUUUCCUGCUCUUGAGGAAUUAUCCAUUCUAUCUUGCUCUAAUCUUAUAUUCAAACCAUCUAUGCCAAAGUGUGCCAAAUAUGUAAUAAAAGAAAGUAACAUGGUUCUGCAAUGUGGACAACUUUUGGGGCCAUUGUCAUCUCCAUCACCAGCAAAAAUAGAGAUAAGUGGGUGUAUCAUACCUUCCGAUCUGUUACAAUGGUUUAAAUCCAUGGAGACUCCUGAGGAAGUAGUAAUAGAUGGUGAAGCACUUACAUCUUUUGAGACCCUGGAGAUACAGGGCACUCAAGAACUGUCUGGUAGUAUGAUUCCAACUGAAAGUGACGGUGCCCCUAAAUAUACUGUUAUUGACAGCUCAAGAACAGUGAAAGCUUCUCCAAGGUUUGGCACGACUUCUGAACAAUCAGUGGGUCCUAUUUCAUCCUCUAAAGUAAGCAUGGCAUCCAAGGAGAUCCUGUCAACUUUACAUAGGCUGGACAAGUCAGAAAUGUCUGCACAAAUGCGUGGAGAUGUAUUUUUAAACUUAAGCCUUAGGCAGGUUCGGAAGGCUACUCGGAAUUUUUCACCUUUAUUAAAGCUAGGUGAAGGAGGAAUCUGGGCAGUCUACAGGGCUGUAUUACCUGAUAACUUGAUUGUUACCAUCCGGAGAGCUAAAAAGGGUCACAUUCAAGAGGCAAAAUGUCUCAUGAAAGUGAAGCUCCUUACAGAAAUUAGUCACUGGAGUCUGGUGAGGUUCCUAGGUUUUAUUGAUAAAGGAAAUGAGUGUAUUAGGAUAACAGAAUAUGUUCCGAAUGGCACUCUCAGACAACACCUACAUGACCAACAUAAGAGAAUCCUGGAUUUCAAUCAACGCAUAGUGAUUGCCCUUGAUGUUGCUAUUGCAUUGACUUACCUUCAUUUAUGUUUUGGGCAAGCUGUAAUCUGUUACAAUUUGAAGACAUCAAACAUCCUACUGACGGAGAGCUACAGAGCAAAAGUAUGCUGUUCUGAACUGUCAGGAAUUGGACAUGUUAUGGCACUUACGGGGACAGUGGGCUACAUUGAUCCAGAGUACUUCCAGACAUCUGAGCUCACUGCUAAAUCUGAUGUCUACUCUUUUGGAAUUUUACUUUUGGAAAUCCUAUCUUCUCACGGGCCACAAGACUGGAACGUAUUGAUGAACCACCAGCAGAGCAGUGUUGUACAAUGGGCUCUCGAGAAAUUCUAUGAUGACCUCAUGAACGAGAUAUUGGAUUACCGUAUGGAGGAUCGUGUUGCUGGAGAAGUGCUUAGAGACUGGCUUAGCUUGGCAUUAAGUUGUGUGGCUUCACGUGGCAAUGAUCGCCCAAGCAUAGAAGUGGUUGGGGAGCGACUGUGGAAAAUAUGGAAAGAUCAUCGAAGAAACAUAGGAGAACAGCAUGAGUAUGAAGGAAGUUGGGAUGAGUUUGUCAAGCAAGAGGGAAUUCUGAGGCAUGAAAAAUCUGUGCUCAAGAAAAAUUGGGCCCCUUCAGCAACAGAGGAGGAAUGGUUUGGGUAUAUUAAGCAGAUUGAAUUGGUCCAAGAAGGUUGUUCUGUUACACAGGAUAAGGAACACCUUUUGCGUUCGCGAUCUGCUUCAUUAGGCGAUAGCAAUACUACAGUAUCUCCUCGGUAGAAAGUUUCAAUUUGAUUGUUUUCCUCAUUCUAUUUUUCUGUUGUGUGUAUGAGAUUUGAGAAGGUAACUAGGCGUACCCUCGUGCAUUACUGUGGUGAAUUAUAUGGGUAUUUGAUAUAAAUGAUUCGUAGUUUUCUAUAGUUGCUAA